CACCAUGUCGGACGCCAACGCCAACGCACCACCGAGCAAGAGGGCGCGACCGAACGGUCCGAAGGGGACGGGGAAAUCCGGCACCGCGGGCGCGGCGGAACCGGCGAAGACCAAGGGCAAGGGGAGGCCGGCGCCAAAGUCUGCACCGAAGGCGGCAGCCAAGGGGGACGCGCCAAAGACUGCACCCAAGCCUGCACCCAAGCCUGCACCCAAGGCGACACAGCCUGCGUCCAAGGCGAACAACAAGCUGCAGUCUAAACCUGCGUCCAAGGCCAAACCCAAGGCCAAACCCAAACCCAAGGCCAAGGCCAAAUCGACACCAGCCGAAGCCGCGAAGGCGCCAUCGCCGCGGAAUAAGAACCGGCGUGCGGCGCAGAAGGCGCGGCGCCGGGCGUCGCGCUCCUCGAGCGGCGAGGGGGAGGGAGAAGGCGGCGAGGAGGAGGCAUCGCCCGCAGCCUCUGCGGCGGCGGAGGGCGACACGCCCGCGGCUGCGGCGGGCAGGAAGCGGAGGCGGGGCAAGAAGGGCAAGGUGUUCCUCGAGGACAAGGCUGGGCUGCUCGACCUCGUGGCGGGCGUCACGGAGAGCAAGGACGCGGUGGUGACGGACAAGCUUGCGCGCGAGGCGGCGCGGACUGCGGCGGCGGAGAAGCGCGCGGGGGAGAAGGACAAGGGGAAGAAGGGGCGCAAGGCCGAGGAGCGCAAGAAGGCUUUGGACGCGGCCAAGGAGGCAAUCGUGGCGCGCGAGAAGCAGAAGAAGGCGCGGAGGCGGCAGCCGGCGGCCGAGGACGCGGCGGAGGCACCGGCGCCCAAGAAGCGUGUCGGUUUUGCGUGAGAUGGCAUGUACAGAAUAUGGCUACAGAUCUCAGCGCAGCUUGACAAUGCCGUGCGCGACCGUAAGACCCUCCUCUCUCGCCCAUGCUUCGGCACCGCUGUCGGUGAGGCCGAGGAGACGCGCGGCCCAUGGCAAGGGCACGCUCAUGUAGCUCUGGCGCAUGAGGGCACGUACACGCUCGCGGACAGUCGGCGCCGCCCAGGAUAGGACCGUGAGCGCGAGGUCACCAGCGUCCCCGCCGGAGCCGGGGCGCGUGAGCGCCGCGAAGGACAACGGGUCGAACGUCUCGUGAGCGAGGGCGCGCGCGGCGGCCUCUGCGAAGCGGAGCGACGAGGGGGCGAUGAAUGCGGGCGUGGGCGCGGGUAUGGUGCGAUGGGUGGGGGUGGGGGAGAG
Molecule: messenger RNA, 1225 nt
Organism: Cutaneotrichosporon oleaginosum
Lineage: Eukaryota; Fungi; Basidiomycota; Tremellomycetes; Trichosporonales; Trichosporonaceae
Source: RefSeq, a predicted model, not a curated record